AUGGACAUGAUGAACAGCGAACCACUCCAAGAGCUUGUCUAUCUUGGUACAAUAACUUACGACCUCAUAAUCACGCUUCUCGCACUUGUUUAUAUAACUGUUGCUCUACGGUUAUGGGUUCGCUUUCGCAUUACGAAGACCCCAGGCUGGGAUGAUAUAUCGAUGGUGGCGACACUGCUCCUUUUUACGUGCUACUGUGCUUUCAUCUUUGUAGUAAUCUUCCGUUCCCGAGAACGGCGACUCUUCAGCCCAGACUCGAUCCGCAUAACACUCGUAUUCAUUCAACUCUCUGAAGUUUUCUACAUCCUCACCACGACACUCCUCAAAGUCUCUCUCGGCCUCUUUUUCCUCCGCGUGCUCACUGCUCCUUGGCAGACCCGCAUUUUUCACACACUACUUUCAGUCAGCACGAUGUACGGCUUCGUAUAUGCCCUCAUCACCAUCUUUCAAUGCGGAAACCCUUCCAAAGUCGCCGAUAGUCUACUCGGUAGUCCGAAAUGCCUACCAGGCCCAACACUGUUGGCUACUGGAUAUCUCUACGGCUCUAUCAACGUGCUAGCAGACUGGACCUUUGUGCUCAUACCGAUAAGCGUGUUAGUGGGGAGUGAUCUAGACCGGAAAAGUAAGAUCAGCGUGAGUAUGGUCAUGGCGCUUGGAGCAGUCGGGAGUGUGAGUAGUAUAAUGAGAAUGGUAUAUCUGCAUGGUCUUGCGCUCAAUGGAGGCAAAGGGUUGUUGCCAAGCUCGAUCAAAGCGACAAUUUGGGCCACCGCAGAGCCUGGUACAGGUAUUAUUGCUGCCUCUGUUGCCAUUCUGCGUCCUCUUCUUCGCGUGAUGGCAUCUGUUGCAAGGAGAAAAGUCAUCUCGUUCGAUUCGAAUAAGAAUUGCAAUCUAUCGGAGUCGGAAACCAUUGCUCUUGCCUCGCAGAAGCCAUCAAUAUACUCUGGUUGCUCGGUUGAUUUCCUGAGUCCGACAGUGGUGGUGGGACAGGUGAUUGUGCAGAGUGUCAUGAGUGUUCGAACUGCCGAUGGCAGAGAGAUCCCCAAGCAAAUGAGGGUUUUUGUAUGA
This is a messenger RNA of Plenodomus lingam JN3, 1065 nucleotides long. RefSeq lists its product as uncharacterized. Lineage: Eukaryota; Fungi; Ascomycota; Dothideomycetes; Pleosporales; Leptosphaeriaceae. The record is from RefSeq and is a predicted model, not a curated record.